UGCUACGUAUAUUAGAUCUAAAUGUGUGAAGUGGGAACUUUGUCAAUUACCUUAACGUAAUCACAAUCCUUUAGCAUUCCGGUCGUGAUAAAGACCAACAGGUGAAUUUAUUGGCAUGACAUCAUAUGAAUAAUAUUUACCAAAGUACAUCCUUAAGUUCUUAAAUUAAGUUAGAACAAUACCCUCCGUUCCUAUUUGAUUUGUGAAAUUUAGAUUGUCCCAAAAUGAUUUGUUACUUUCUAUUUGAAGUACAGAGAAAUGAAUAGUGAUAAAUUUCUCCUUUACUCUUUCCACAAUUCCAUGUACUUCACUGUUUCUAUUUUAUGGGAGAUAGUAAAAAAACAAUAAAGCCCAACUUGUUAUUUUCUUAAAAUCUUACAUUCGUCCACUUUUGCAAAUGAGGGAGAGUAUUAAUAAGGGGUGAAGGAGUGCUUUAAACAUUUCUCACAUUUUCUAUUACAUAAAAAACACUUUUUUUUAUUAAACAUUAUCAACUUUUUGCUUUUUGUUAGAAACAUUUUUUUCUCAAAUUCGACAAACUUUACUAUUAUACGCUUUCUUUAAAAUCACUUUAAACAAUCACUUUUUUUUAUCAUAACAAUCACUUUUUAAAAGUAGAAGCAAUUACAAACUCUCCAUUAUCUUUCUUGUCAGAAUGUUUUGUAUGAUAUUAAGGUGGUGUUGUGAUAAUGAUAUUUUAUAUGAUUAAAUAUCGGACAUGCGUGAGAUUCCGUUGUCUUUCAAUAUAAAUACACUUCUUAGCCAUGAAUCUAUUUUAUAGUGACAUUGACUUAUAGGUUUUUUCAUGCCACUUAUUGGUGCUUGUUCAAAGACCAUCUGACCAUAUAAUAAUGAUUUAAAUAUUUAAUGAGCACACUUUUUUUCAUAGUCCUGAUUCGUGAAUGUCCAAUCUCGCGUGAUGAGCCAUUUCUAGUCAUAUACAUUUUCCCCUCCAAUUUAAUACUCCAUUUAGUUUAUCUUGAGAUUAUUUAAUGCUGCAAUAUCAAAUCAAAAUACUAACGAAAGUGAUUUGUCCGUAACGAAUAAGGGUCACAAAAAGUAAAAACCAACAUAUUCUCUUUAAUUAAAUCCUUUUACUACUAUCUUUCAUUUAAACGGAGUAUUUUUCUAUUGUUCGAUAAACCUUGUACCUCCUAAGUAUUCAUUUACAUCCCAAAAACUUACAUCCAUGUGGAUUGUGGUGUUCAACUCUCAAGUGUUAUUACUAUUGUUGAGGUUUAUUCCCGAAGAUCCGAAAGCCCAACACAAGCCUUGGAUAUUGUAGGGAUAUUGGGUAUGGUUGAUUGAAAUGUGUGUAAAAUAUAAAAUAGUGAAAUGAUAUCCAACUCAAGAACUUACUUAUAUUCUGUAAUUAAGCAAUUACACUGAAACUACCCGAACGGUAGAUGAAUAUGAGAUUACAAGGAUGGGAGAUGUAAAUCUAUUGCUAAGCUCUGAGUAUUAAAAUGCUAACCCUUUACAAUGAUCUAAACAUGGGUAUUUAUACUAAAAUGGGGAUGGGUAAGGUGGACACGUGGUCGAAUCUGGUAGGCUAUCACCUCUGCCAUGUAAGCACCCAUGCCCCCACUUGUUGCCGCCAUGAUCCAGCAUUAAAUGCGGCCUCCACUUGCUGAUUGCCCGUUCGGUCAAGGUGUUCGGUGUGUGGGAUCCCGCCAUAGGAGAUAAUUUCUACCUGAAGUAUCCCGAACGCCGAUCGAUAUUUGGGCCUUGAUACCUUGGCAUAAUCGUUACCCAGAAUGUUCCAAGUAUAAGUUUUAUCCCGAAUGCCGUUCGGGAGUUCUUUGGGCUUGCUGCUUCUUCCCGGAUUUGGGCCUAGGGAUAUUGGGCCUGGACCCAAUAUCCCAACACUAGUCCCCCACUUCCUAUGUCUCGAACGGUAGUGAGCGCAUAAGGAAGUAGAAGAUUAUUGCCCGAAUGCUGUUCGGGUAAGUAUCGGAUGGACUUCCGCCGGUUCCCGAGGCAUGUUCUGACGGUUAUUUGCAACUGCCGUUUCGCUUCUCCGAUAAACGUCAUGAUUACUUGAGAAGGAUUUCUCUGUGCGACACGUGUCUCUGUCAUCAUUACAAAAAACGUGUCCUCUUCUGAUUGGCAGCUGAAUCGGCGUGACAGAGUAUAAAUAGGCUCUUCUGGUUUUGAUUCUGGGUUUCGAAACUUUGCAUCUCCGGCUUAUAAUUCAUCCUCUAGAGCUUCAUCCGUAGCUUCUGUUCAGGUAUCCUUCGAGUUUCCUUCUACUGUUUAGUUCCCUCGUUCGGUGAGAAUGGCACCCCUUCGUUCAUCUGAACUCUCUACCUCCGGCACUGUAAUUCCAGAAGAAAACCCCAAUGAUACGCUGCAAGUUGUCCGUAUUCCGGCGGAGGUUAACGGCGAUGAUUCCUCUUCCUCCGAUGUUUAUUCUGAUGGCACCAAAUCGGGGGAUGAAUUGGAGGUUAUGGAAGCCGGCCCUCCAAGCGGCGUUUCCUGUCAUAAGCUUGACCUAGCUCUUAUUAGGUUUAGGCGUCAAAAGCUCACGGCCCAGAAUCGGGCCCAAAUUCAGAUGCUAAUUCCUGAUUCGGUGGACUUCCGCCUUCAAUCGGGUCUUCACCCAAUGCGCCACUUCCCAGGGAUGGUUGUGGUCCAUUUCGACUCAGUCAAGGCCGGCCUUAGAUUCCCACUUCACCCCUUUUUUGUCUCCCUUUUAAAUUUUUACAAUGUAGUACCAGCCCAAAUAAUGCCGAACUCCUACCGGUCGAUAGCUGGUUUCAUUUGUCGUUGUCACAGUGUCGAGGUCACACCCACUCUAGAGCUUUUCCACUAUUUCUUUUCGGUUAUCCCCCAGCAGUCCCACGGCUUCCUGGUGGUAAGCUCCCGUCCAGGACAUAUUUUGUUCUGUGAUGCCCCUUCUUCCAUUAAGGGUUGGAAAGAUAGGUUUUUCUUUGUCUCUGUCCCGAACGGUUUGAUUCCUAGGAAGUGGAACGCAUUUCCUCCUAAAUCCCCCGAGCCAUUCAUCUCUGAGGAGCUUAGCCAAGAUGUCAUUGCUGUGGAGGCAGGAGGCUGCUUCAAAAUCAUGUCUUACCUGACUCCCGAACGGCUAAUUAGGGCCGGGAUAGGUACUGCCCGUAUUCCUGGACUUACUUGACUGAAAACCAAGUACCAUGGCCCGGGCGGUCCUUCCCGUGUGAUAGUACUAUAAAUCCACGUGUGAACCGCUCGGUACUAAUUUGUUCCUUUGUUAUCUUUUCAGCUCUAAAGCAAGGCGAAUCUUCAGACUCCGAAGGAGCCAAUCCCGAACACCCGGCCAUGGAUGACAGCAGGCUUUUCACUGUUGGAUUUGAUGACGAGCCACCCACCUCUCCUCCUAAGCAGCAGAGGAAGACAAAGAGAAAGAGGCUUAGGAAAGCCGAUCAGGGGACAUCCUCCCAAACCGCCCCCCUCCUUCCCGAGCAGCCUGAACCCGUUCGGGAUGUAGAACCUGUGCAGCAGGUUGCUCCUGAUCAGCAAACUCAUGCUGACACGCUGAUGGAUCAGCUUUUUUCUAACCAGCAGUCCCACCAUUUUUCUGCUGAGGAGGUGGCUGCCCAUCAGGCUGACUUGGCUAGUCAGUUCGAGCGGAUCUCCCUCUACGAUCCUGCUCAUGAGAUGUUGGAGCGGGGUGGCUGUCCGGCGAGCCAGAUCUGGUCCACGUCAGGAUUUCUCAAUGGCCACAAUCUUCCCCCGAUACCGGUGGAGGAGGCCGAGGAGUGUAUUGCUCUGACUGUCCUGAAGGUAGCUCAUUAUCUUAUGCUCAUAAUUCACUCUUUUCUUUGCUUGAUAACUUAUCAUGUGCUUAUAUUUUACUUUCUGAUCAUUAGGCGGGAAUAUACAGCCUGAAACUCAGAGAGGCCAGGCAGGCAAAAGAACAAAGCCUGCUGAUGGCCAAAGAAACAGCUGAGCAGGCAGUGGAAGCUGAACGGCGAGCAUUUGCCGAGGAGCGGAAGAAGCUAGGAGCUGAGGCCGGGGAGCUUCGUGUCCAAGUGGGCUCUCUCCAGGCCAAAAUUGCGGCAGCUGAGGCCGCUCAGGUCAAGUUUUCUGAGGCUCCUCCCCAAAUCCCGGACGGCCCGGCUGAAAUGAUAGUUGAUCUAUCUGCCGUUCGGGAUCAAUUCAAAGCUUCCGAGGAGUUUCUGGCUCUCAAGGAAGAAUACGCCACCGAACAGCUCCCUGCUGUUUUCGGGAGGCACUUGGAGAAACUGGCAGGAGAAGAGCGCCAGAAGGAGGGGAUCAGGGUGCUUGAUCAGCAUUCUGUCACCAAGGAGUGGGCUGAAAACUUCGCCCGCGGGGUCUACAGCUCAGGUUGUCAACAUAUGCUUCAGCCUCUCCUCCCCCUCAUAGAAAAACAUAUGGGCCGAGCGGUGCAACCCUCUGACUUUCCCGCUGAUCUUCAUCCCGAUCAUCUGAACGCCCUGAUGGCUCAGAUGAAAAAGUGCCGGCGAGCCCUGGGGAUGGAUGUGGUGCAAAUUGUUGACGAAGCUGAUGAUGAAGAAGAUGAUGAAGAGGGUGAAGAUCAUCCCGAACAGUAGAUUAGACAUUAUCUGUAUUUCCUUUCCUUUGAAUCAGUAGUUUUUGUACUUUCCGGCCAGUAGAGCCGAUGAAUAUACAAUUUUUGCCUGCUCAUCUCGUCUUUGUGACUUACUGUACUUCAUAUUUGUUUUUCACCUAUCAAUUUGCCUCUGUAAUACGUUUCAUGUUGCUUUGUUGAUCUCCGUAAUCUGAAGCGAUCAGGUCUCCGGUUUGCGUCACCCCUUCGCUAAGUCCAGAAUUUAGGAUUUUAAUAUUGAUCGACCUGUUUAUUCGAUAUCAUUCAUAAUGAACUCCAUAGUUCAUUAUGGAAUAUAAACUAUGUUUCUUCCUCUGUUCGGGGUAUAAACUCCUGUACUGGGUACAACCAUCCUGUUCGGGGUAUAACCACGUGGUCCUUUUCUCUAAUCCUUCUUUUUUUUUUUUUUUUUUUUUUUCUUUUUUCUUUUUCUUUUCUUUUUUUUUUUCUCUUUAUUUCUUUUUUUUUUCUUUUUUAUUCUUUUCUUCUCUUUUUUUUUUUUUUUUUUUCUCCCCAUCUGUUCGGGGUAUAAACUCCUGUACUGGGUACAACCAUCUUUUUUUUUUUUUUUUUUUAACUAGUUGGUAAUUGUGUUCAGCAUUCGGGAUGUAGUGUUACCUUUUUCCAUGUAAGCUAACCAUACUGUUCGGGUACACCGAUCAUUCUUCAUUACAUUUGAGUGUAUCCCGUUCGGGGAAACACUUGUAGCCUUUUUCUUUUUCAAUUGUAGAGGUUCGUGAACUUUGUUGACUUCAACCCGUUCGGGUGUUCUCUUAUCCCAAAGGAUGCUUUAACUUCUCCCAACCGUCUUGACACUUGUCAGUUAUUCAUUUGGAUUCUUGGCGGUAGCAUCUCCUUAUAUAAGGAUGUAGCUACUUUGUUUCAGUUUUUUCUGCUGCUUCUGAAUUCCUUCAAGCUUUCUCUCUCUAGAAUCUUCUCUGUUAUUUUAUGUCUGCCUUUUCUGGUUCGUCAGAUUCCGAAGAGAUGGUGUCCACUCUGAUUCGCCAUUCGAGGGGAAAAGCUCACCCCAAAGAUCAAGGCACAUCUACCCGAUCGUCGGGUUCUAACGGGUCUUCUUCCUCACUUCAUCCCGAACAGCCCCUCCCUGAUGAUGGAUGUCAGUCGGGGGAUGACCUUGUAGUUUACGAAAGGGGUAUGCCCGAACGCCCCCCUCGCUAUAGUCUGAACUUCCACUGCAUUAGGAAACAGCGUCAACGCCUUCCUGCAGAUGCCGAACAGAUGCUCCGCCAACUAUUACCGCCACCCCCGUCAGUUUUAUGCGGGGUACAUUAAGCAUCCCAUGCGGCAUCGUCCGGGAUGUGUGCUGGUUCACAUGGACGCGCUGAUCGCCGGUCUACGGUUCCCGUUGCACCCUUUUAUUGUGGAGUUCCUUCGCCGGGUCUCAGUACUGCCAGCACAGUUCGUGCCUAGCACUUAUAGGAUCCUGAACGGUUUUAUCGUCUGGUGCCAUGAGUUGGGGAUUGCCCCUAGCGCCGACCUCUUUUUGCACUGCUACGGCGUCCAGCCCUAUUGGACCACCGGGUACCUGCGGCUUGUCGCCCGCCCUGGCCGUUCGCUCUUCACCGACAACCCCACCCCGCCGGGGAAAUGGGAGGAACGAUUUUUGUUCGUUCAUGUGGGGUCGCCGCUUCCUUUCCCUGAUCGGUGGAACACCUACCCCGUUCAGGAUGCCUCCCCAAAGGUGGACGCAGAUAUUGUCUGUCAGUACGAAAGGCUCCGUCUGGCCGGUUCCAAGAACCUACGGUCCUUCUUGACUCCUGCUAAGAUGCUAGCUGCUGGCAUUGGUAUGUUUCUUCCCUUACUUUGUUCGUUCGGUGUAUUUUUCAACCUCUUGUUCAUUUUUCUUUGUUCUUUCCUGUAGGUGUGAUUCCCC
This is a messenger RNA of Cuscuta epithymum, 6464 nucleotides long. NCBI's taxonomy places the organism in Eukaryota, Viridiplantae, Streptophyta, Magnoliopsida, Solanales, Convolvulaceae. The record is from the annotation of a GenBank genome assembly.